Caenorhabditis briggsae is the source of this 630-nucleotide messenger RNA. It is a transcript of the gene Cbr-aex-4, whose product is annotated as Protein CBR-AEX-4. The transcript has 8 exons. Lineage: Eukaryota; Metazoa; Nematoda; Chromadorea; Rhabditida; Rhabditidae. The coding region runs from base 1 to 630 and encodes 209 amino acids. Gene Ontology annotation, biological process: exocytosis; synaptic vesicle priming; synaptic vesicle fusion to presynaptic active zone membrane. Gene Ontology annotation, molecular function: syntaxin binding; SNAP receptor activity. The record is from RefSeq and is a predicted model, not a curated record. Gene Ontology annotation, cellular component: plasma membrane; SNARE complex.
AUGGUCAGAAAAACUUUAGACUCCGUUCCCGAACCAGUUGUUCUCCCCACCGAGCAAAUCGUUCAAAAACGUAUCAAACUCAAAAUGGUUGAUUUGGACGCUGAGAUUGCCAAAUUAAAUAUGCAAAGUCUGGAAAGCAGUAUUCAGAUGAUCAAGGACUUGGACCAGAUGAACGUAGAUGCGGUCCAAACUACAGCUGCUCUGGAAGACCAGGAUGAACAAUUGGACAAAAUCGAAGAGAAUCUCAGCAAAGUGAUCGACGACCUGAAUGUAGUCUCAACAAACAUCACCGCCAUGGAGCAUUACUGUGGCUGUGGAAUUUUCCGAAUUUUUUGCGCUCCAUUCAAAUAUUUUCGAAAACGCGAGCGUGACAUCAUAAAGGAAGAAGUCUUGGAGAAAAUGACGAGUCCGAAAUUGCGUAGGAAGGAAGAGAGCAACACGGUGAUUUUUAGGAGCUCUAAUAAAAGAAGGGAGUCAACCGGGGAUUUUAUGAAAAGAUUAACAUGCGACACAAUCGAAGACGAAUUAGAGCGUAAUCUGAUGCAAAUCGAUCAAGGGCUUGAAUCUACCGAAACAAACGAUUGUGUCGUGGAAGGUGUCAACGACAAGGUGAAAAAACUGCUGCAUUAA